This is a messenger RNA of Pygoscelis adeliae (Adelie penguin), 2279 nucleotides long. RefSeq names its product thiamin pyrophosphokinase 1 (gene TPK1). Lineage: Eukaryota; Metazoa; Chordata; Aves; Sphenisciformes; Spheniscidae. The record is from RefSeq and is a predicted model, not a curated record. Gene Ontology annotation, molecular function: ATP binding; thiamine diphosphokinase activity; thiamine binding. Gene Ontology annotation, biological process: thiamine metabolic process; thiamine diphosphate biosynthetic process. The transcript has 8 exons. Bases 235 to 750 code for a protein of 171 amino acids.
CUGAAGUUUUGCCUUCUGAUUCUGAACCAGUCUUUUGACAAAGAACAUUUUCAUUGUCUGUGGAGCAAAGCUGCACUGAGAGCUUGUGCUGAUGGAGGUGCCAAUCGUCUCUAUCGCAUCACAGAAGGAAGCCAGGACAGCUUCUUGCCUGAUUACAUCAGUGGUGAUUUUGAUUCCAUUCAGCCUGAAGUCAAGGAGUACUACAAGGUCAAGGGAUGUGAGUUAAUUGAGACCAUGGAUCAGGACCUCACAGAUUUCACCAAGUGCCUUCAGAUACUCCAGAAAAAGAUAGAGAAGAAGGGCCUCCAGAUUGAUGUGAUUGUGGCUUUGGGCGGACUUGGAGGACGCUUUGACCAAACAAUGGCAUCAGUGGAAACGCUUUUUCAUGCAACAAACAUCACUCCUUUUCCAGUAAUAGUGAUCCAGGAGUGCUCGCUGAUUUACCUGCUUCAACCUGGCAAGCACAAGCUGUGUGUGGACACGGGACUGGAAGGCGACUGGUGUGGCCUCAUCCCCAUCGGGAACUCCUGCGAGAGCGUGACCACGACUGGCCUCAAGUGGAACCUCACUGUCAAUAGCUGUCACAUUACUUCGCAUCAUAUGCACCAAGAAAAGCAACUUUUUCCAUCAACUAACCAGGUGCUGAAGUUUGGAACGCUCGUCAGUACUUCCAAUACCUAUGACGACUCCAGGAUUGUGACCAUUGAGACGGACAAGCCUUUGCUGUGGACAAUGGCUAUCAAAAGAUAAGAUGAGCUACAGCUGCCUUUUCUGAUCUGACGGAACUCAAAUUACUGCAAAAUUUCACUGAAUUAAGACAGUAAAGCUGUUCCGAAAGAUGUAAGCAGGCACUGAUUUUAUGUACUGAAUGGAAAACAAGUCUGAAAUAAAAGUCAGUUGAGAUCAAAUCAAGAUUAGUAGCAAUAAUCGAGUACUUCAUUCUGGUACCUCACACUACUUAAUCAGAGGACACAUGAGCUGCCACCCAAUGCAAUCACAAACAGAAGUGAACGUAAAGAAACUGCUACUGCGUAUCUGGUUAGUUCAGACUAUUCUUACGGAGUGUUUUAUUCCAAUACUGAACUAUUUUUUCCCCUUUUGCCAAAAGGAAAUACAGUAGACACUUGCACAUAGUGUAACUAUAUUAAAAGGUGGUAACGCUAAGAGUAGUUAACCUCAUUUUUCUGUCCUGGUUUGUAACAUAUGUAGGUGCUGGUGAAGAUUUCUCGAGAGGAGGAAUAAUUGAACUUUUCUGCUUAGGAAGCAAGUUUGUGUACUGAAGAAGCUUCAGUUUUGCCGUAAUACCAAUAUCAGAUUUCCCAGUAUUAAGUGCUUUUAAAGUCUGUAAUAGAAGUAGCAUUGUAACUUCUGCAAAUAGCAAAUGCUUACAAUAAGCUUUUUUGAAUGAAAUACAAAUUUCUUCAUCUCAACUGAAGAGGAAGAGCAUUGCAUCUACCAGAGUUUUUACAGGCUUAGUUUUUAAAAUCAAAAUAUCCAAUCAUUUAAUAAUGCAAACUUCCAGGUCAGCAAACGCAGAGCCCUUUAUAAUUCUAUGUGCAGUUGCCUUACAGAACCAGUAUCCAAAAUGGGUGUUAUGUCCUACCCAACAGUGCGAGCAAGUUGUUGAUUCGCUGAAGGACUGCUUAGUAUCUCCGACAACUAAAUUAACCACAAACUGUACAUCUUAGUAACCAGCUUAGUUUGGCUUUCUUAAUUGUGCCAUCAGAACAAGGAUUGGCAAUGCAAGUUCUUUAUUUGAUGGAGUUUUUUUUCCAGUCAAGUACAUAAUAUAACCUAACAGGACUUCCAAACGCAGAAAGGAAUUAAGGGUAAUAAUGGCGAUUCCAGAAAUUGGCGACAAGAAUUUCAGUUGAUAGACCUUUAAAUCACCACUUGAGAGGAUACAGCAAUGCUGUUUUCUUGCUGCAUACUUUUGCUGGAACAAUGCUGUUUACUAAGCAUUGGGAGAGCAUUGGGAGAGCUUCUGAAGAGAGGCUGUACAGUUGUCACCCUGCAAAGUUUUCACACCCGGCUGGACAAAGCCCUAAGCGACCUCGUCAGAAGGCAACACUGACCCAGGUUGAGCAUCCUUCCUACCUGAAUGAUUCUAUUAUGGUUGAAAGAAGUAACAAAACAAAUAAACAAACCACUCUACUACUACUUAAAAAAAAAAAAGCCUAUAAUGUAUACAGGUAUGAUCACAUAAACUAUAAAAGAGGGCUAAGAUGACAGGAAUGUUUGAAAACCCAAACUGAGCUUGUUUAAUAGCAAGCAAGUUA